Messenger RNA from Glycine soja, 1000 nucleotides. Its product is annotated as ras-related protein RHN1-like. The transcript has 6 exons. Lineage: Eukaryota; Viridiplantae; Streptophyta; Magnoliopsida; Fabales; Fabaceae. The record is from RefSeq and is a predicted model, not a curated record. Gene Ontology annotation, molecular function: GTP binding; GTPase activity. Bases 149 to 727 code for a protein of 192 amino acids.
ACUACCAGUCGUGGACUAUUGUUUUUCAGCCUUCAAGCUCUCCCUUUUCUCAUUACUAACACAUUUGCCUUCUCCUUGGCUUAUCCUUUUAAUCUUAGGAGCACUAAAGAAAUUUUCUCUCUUUUUCCCCCCAUAGAUCAUCUAAGCUAUGGCGAGGACAGGAAACAAGAGUUUACAAGCAAAACUGGUUCUUCUUGGGGACAUGGGGGCAGGGAAAACAAGUUUGGUUCUUAGAUUUGUCAAAGGUGAAUUUUCCGAGUACCAGGAUUCAACAAUUGGAGCAGCAUUCUUCACUCAGGUUUUGUCUUUAAAUGAAGCGACAGUAAAAUUUGAUAUAUGGGACACAGCAGGGCAGGAACGAUACCACAGUUUGGCUCCUAUGUACUAUCGAGGUGCUGCUGCUGCCAUUGUUGUGUAUGACAUCACAAGCAUGGAUUCUUUUGUACGAGCAAAGAAGUGGGUUCGAGAAGUUCUAAGACAAGCAAAUUCAAGUUUGACAAUGUUUUUGGUGGCUAACAAGGCUGAUUUGGAAGCCGAGAGAAAAGUCAGAUAUGAGGAGGGCGAGGAAUAUGCCAAAGAAAAUGGCUUGUCUUUUCUUGAAACUUCAGCAAAAACCGCACAAAACGUGAACGAGCUCUUCUAUGAAAUAGAAAUUAAAAAAACAUUUUGCAGCCAAGAGAUUGGCGAAAGCAAAUCCUUCACGUCAAAGUGGAAUGAAGCUGCAUAACAGAGCUGGAGAAACAAGAAGAGGAUUCUUUUGUUGUACUUAAUUAUUGAUGGCUUUCCUCACCUCACGUUUGACGUGUCCAUUGUUUAUGUCUAUGUAAAUGUAAUUGCUCAGACAACAAGAACAAAGGCAUGUUCGAUCGGUGUACAUUGUAAGAUCUCACGCCCAAACUCUGUUUAUCGCUUACAUUACAACUCCUUUCUGUAAACACAUUAUUUACACCCACUUGCUGUUGGUCAAAUUUUAUUUUUAUUUAUUUUUUCGGCAUGCAAA